GAUGUCCACCAGUCUCGUCAUUCCUACGGACGCAGACUUCAUGUUUCUGCCCGCUCAAUGCUUCUCGGAGGGAUUCAACUUCGAAGAGUGGCAGUUGUCGAGCGAGAACGAAUUCGGACACCUCUACUCUGAAUAUUGGGUUAGCCUGGAGCCCAUGGCACAGGAUCCUGGGCUCCCAAAUGCCUUUGAGCUUGUUCAAUCGAAUAACGACGAUGACGUCCAUCCUCCAUUCACAACCGACGACGACAUUAGACCCCCAAUAAUACAUGCUUCGUCCUAUCCUCCCUUUACAGCGCUGCCCCUUCUGGCAACCGAGUAUGACAACACGACGAUGUCAGCUCCGACGGGGCUGGGGCUGCAGCCUAACCUCCCCAACGACAUUCACUUCCCUGGCGGUGGCAGUGUAACAGCCGACAAUUCUUUGACGCCCGCGACUGCAUAUCCCCUAGAAUCGCUCCCGUCCUCCGACUUCACCUUUCGUGUCGCGCAACCACUCUACCCUUCACCUCGCCAUUGCCCUGCACAAUUUCCGGCCACUUCUUCAGACUAUCUAACAUACAGUGGCUCCAAUGCGCCAAUGGACAAUUUCGGCAUCAUGCAGGCUGCGAGUUACGGUCUCGUUCCUUCGUUCAGCUCACAUCCUUCGGAUUUAUUAUUUGUUCCACCGGCACACGACCAAUGGAUUGCUUUUGAGCCCGUUCAACCAGCUGACAGCAGUUCCAACCCCCGGUCAGGCUUUGGGAAGAGGCGACCAAGAGUUGACGAUGGGAGCGCAACGGCGGCGGCACAGGCGCCACCCAAGAAGCGCCGGAGGGUGCAAGCGACAGCCACCCCGUCGCCCAGCGCAAGUGCUAGCCGGUCUUCCCCUCCGCUUAAUCAAAUCGCCUCAUCCUCGCGGUUGUCAACUUCCCCUUCGUCUCCCUCAGCGUCCUCGUCUUCCACCUCCAUCUCGUCUCACGGCGCGUCCACGUCCACCUCGCCGGCCCCUUCUAUACAGUCGUCCAACUAUGUCCACCUUGCGGACGGACGUUAUCAGUGCAAGGUAUGCACUGGCAAGGCUGCAUUUGCCGACACGGAAAAGGAGAUCGUCCGCCACCUGGAGACCGCGAAGGCUCACAAUCCCGAGCGGAUCUUAUGCAAGAACACCGUUUACCGGUGCCCUUGCCGCAGCCCGCGCCUUCUGGGGAAGAGGAAGGACUCGCACAAGCGCCAUGUGCGCUCGUACAUAGUCGCGGAGAGGAGUGAGGCCAUCGAGUUGGGGGAUCAGGAACGCCUCAACGAGGUGAACGCUUAUGAGGCACGGUUGAGGAGCGAGAGGCUGCUUUG
Messenger RNA from Cyclocybe aegerita, 1326 nucleotides. The record is from the annotation of a GenBank genome assembly. Lineage: Eukaryota; Fungi; Basidiomycota; Agaricomycetes; Agaricales; Hemipholiotaceae.